This is a messenger RNA of Balaenoptera ricei (Rice's whale), 1736 nucleotides long. It is a transcript of the gene METTL22, whose product is annotated as methyltransferase 22, Kin17 lysine. Lineage: Eukaryota; Metazoa; Chordata; Mammalia; Artiodactyla; Balaenopteridae. Bases 246 to 1502 code for a protein of 418 amino acids. Gene Ontology annotation, molecular function: protein methyltransferase activity. Gene Ontology annotation, biological process: protein methylation. The transcript is spliced from 12 exons. The record is from RefSeq and is a predicted model, not a curated record. Gene Ontology annotation, cellular component: nucleus.
CGUGGUGAGGGGCUCGGUUGGGACUUCAGGCAGCGGCCGGCGUCUUAGAGGAGCCAAGGACACUUGUCAGCUGCCCAAAGGAGGAAGCAGAGGUCCCAUCUGCAGUCGGGGUGUCCUUUACCUCCUCCCCAGUGAGAAGAGGGGACUGAAGCCCAUCCAGCCCCAGCAUUCCCAGACAGAGACUGUGCUGCUGUCCCACGGUUGGUGGGGAGCCCAGGCCAUGGUUGCCGUCUCCCGCCCCCGCCAUGGACGAGAUCACCUUCAAAAGCGACACCGUGCUGUCAGACGUCCACCUCCACACCCCGAACCAGAGACACCUCAUGGUGCGGCUGAGUGGCGUGGGGCAGCCCGUCUUCCUGUCCCAGUUCAAGCUUCUGUGGAACCAAGCCUCUCAGACAGACUCGGGGGCUGAGGGUGGCAAUCACAGAGCCCAUCCCGCAGAGGUGACUCCUCCUGCCAGGUCCCCUCCGGGGAGUGGCUGCAGCAGUGAGGGGGUCUCCCUCCAGGUUGGGGCUGAUGCCACCAGCCAGGAGGAGGUGGCAGCUCAGCUGGACGAGGAUGGGGACUUGGACGUUGUGAGAAGACCACGGGCUGCCUCUCCCUCCGAGCCCUCGGGGCCUCCGAGAGACAAGGUACAUCCCAUGAUUCUAACGCAGGAGGAAGAUGACGUCCUGGGAGACGAAGCACAAGAGAGUAGCCCCUACGAUGUCAUCAAAAUAGAGCACACCAUGGCCACGCCCCUGGAGGAUGUUGGCAAGCAGGUGUGGCGGGGCGCCCUGCUCCUGGCGGACUACAUCCUGUCCCAGCGGGACCUCUUCCGGGGUCGCACAGUGCUGGAGCUCGGGGCGGGCACCGGGCUGGCCAGCAUCCUCGCGGCCACCGUGGCGCAGACCGUCUACUGUACAGAUGUCGGUGCAGAUCUCUUGGCCAUGUGCCAGCGAAACAUUGCCCUUAACAGCCACCUGACUGCCACUGGAGGCGGUGUGAUUAAGGUCAAGGAACUGGACUGGCUGAAAGACGACCUGUGCACAGAUCCCGAGGUCCCCUUCAGCUGGUCGGAGGAGGACAUCUCCGACCUGUACGGCCACACCACCAUCCUGCUCGCGGCCGAAGUGUUUUACGACGAUGACCUAACUGAUGCUCUGUUUAAAACACUGUGCCGGCUGGCUCACAAGUUGAAGAACGCCUCCACCGCCAUCCUCUCUGUGGAAAAGAGGCUGAACUUCACGCUGCGGCACCUGGACGUCACGUGCGAGGCCUACGACCACUUCCGCUCAUGCCUGCGGCGACUGGAGGGGCUGACCGGUGGGCGCCUGCGCUUCGCGGUGGAGCCGGUGGACGUCUCCUUCCCACAGCUCUUGGUCUACGAGCGCAUCCAGCAGCUGCAUUCCCAGGAGCAUCACGCAGCCAAGAAAUCAGCUCCUCACAAAAUCCAGCAGCCGUGCUCCACGGCUCCCAGAAUGGAGAAGGUGUGCGACUUGUGGCCAUUCUGGUCCCUUUGACAGUGUGGCAGCCUCAUGCCUCUCAGAUCAGAGCCAGGACUCAGCAUCCAGCUCCUCCUCCACGGAACAGCCCCGAGCAACAAAGCACCAGGGGAGGCUCCCUGCUCUCGCAGUAGCUUUCACGCUGCCCGUUUUUCGCGUCUUGUUCGGGGCUUCUCUUUUGCUGAUUACGUCCCUUUAUGAAAUUGUGAAGUCUCAUUUGCACAUCUCGGAAUCUCCCCCUCUCUCUCUUUG